UUUUUGUUCAUGAACUAUACAUUCGUGUAGAAACAAGAUUACUCGAUCAACUGCUGGUGGAGGAGGAUGGAAAUCAGGAAUUCGUUACGGGAACGGAGAGAGUUGAGUUACUUCCGCCCACUCUGCUCGUCCCCCCCUCCGGCUUGUGCGCGUGUUUUUUACCGUGUAUUAUCCAGCUGUGGAAGCAGCGCUGGACCGCAGGUUUCCAUGUUGUGAGGUAAAAGGGGGGAGCUGUUUUCGCUACUCCUCUGUCUCCCUCUUUGUACCUCAAAAAAAAGAACAUUAGCAUUGUUAAGCCUGUAGGUCUGUCAGCUUUUUUCGUUUCCCUGGGAAAUGUUGCCGCCUGCAAAACGAACGCUUGUUCGCUUUCAUUUCGUCCACUCGCCAGUCCUUCGUCCGAUUGUAUGUCUCUACGUCUUGAACCGUUUACUGCCCCAUUCUUUUUUAGCACCGUGUUCUUCGUUUUAUGCGGGACACCCAGGACCGCGAGCCUUGAGACAGUGACAGUGUGCUCUUGCUUGUUUUUGUCGGUGACUCGUCUCUGCAAAUGUACGGCUACAGCAUGUACGUCAGUAGUCAACAAUUGUUCAGUGCACGGGAAUGCUUUCGUUGCCGGCUUUUUUCGUUUGCCGGUCGCAUAAGCCGACCCUACAAAACUGUCCGCUUAUCCUUUAAUAUUGUAAACCAGUACUGCGAUCGCUCUGGCCCGCUGCUUGACAAGGUCUACUGAGUUGGUUUUUGCUUCGUUGUCUCUCCUCACGUCCGCCACUUCUCUUCAUUGUUUCCUCUUUACAGCCUGUCGUCGAACCUUUCUGGACAACACAACAACCCGGCGCCAUAUAAUGCUUGCCAGCAGCUUCCGUAUGGCGCAAGGAGGGUAGCCACACCCACGAACACCUGAAGUUCCCGAGGGGGGUGCAAACCUGUCGCCUCGUUGUUUUUCACCCAGUUUCACUCUCCAUAAUGAGCUUCCUAUGGAGCGGUAGCUCGAUUAUUUCCUUUUCCGGUCUAGGCGGGACGAGCAACACAAAGGGCGAAGAUGUUCCACUACAAGGGGCAUCUGACAGAGGAGCUGCCCCUUCCGCGCCCGGGGCACAUUCGGAAGAGUUGCCUGAAGUGGACGCGAGUGGUGAGCAGCAGUGGCGUGAGUUAGAUGAAGUGUGGAGUGGAAAUGGGGGCGAGAGCAGCAGAGAGCCGCAGCGAAUAGGGAAAAGCUUGUUUCCUUUCUUGAGCAACGGCGGUCGCACAGGCACCGCUGCCCGCGUUUCGCCGUCUACAGUAGGUGAAGCGCUGCCAGCAGACAAACCGGGUGUUUGUACGCCUCCGGAUGUGGCUGCGUCGUUUGACAAUUGGCGUCAAAGUGUUUCCCCGAGAAAAAAAUCGAACAGUCCCCGAGGGGAUCCCCAUUUUUCAUGGCCCUCGCACGAAGCGCAUUCGUCUGGUCCUCGACAACGUAGUUGUGGAGACAGCCGCUUUCUGAGUGGGGCGACGGAAUCCCGUUCCUCUUAUGAUGAGCAUAGCGCUCAGGGAUCCUCCCGCACGCCUUCCACCGUCGGGAUGUGGGGCCCCAGCAGAGGCGCGUCUCGUCCUGGGAUGGCUGAGCCUGAUGGUCUUCCGCUCUAUUCUGUCCGUACAGCCUCGCAGUCUCUGUCUCCGAAUCCGCGUCACCGGGUGGAGGGCCAGUUUUCGAGGCUGGCUACUGACAAGGACGGAGGCGUCAGAACCGGAAGCUUCGAUCGGAAGGCGGAACAUCAGCGAGUUGGCCGCCGCCCCGUCGACGAGGGAGCGAUUUCAGGGGAUGAGUCUGAGGAGGCUCCGCCACACCACUUCACCCGUCCUACAAGUAUCCAGAGAAAGCCUGGGCGCGGAGAGGGUGCGAGAGGAGACACCGCUGUACCCAGCCGCGCGAGGACGACAUCACCGGAUGACACGCUACGAGAUGUGAAGGCCCAGGUGUCCUCGGGAGCGAGCGGCACACGGCGGUCGUCUCUGGCAGGGUCAGUUCCCGCACCCAGUGAAUCGCUUCUGCAGCAGCGCCAAAACACUCGCCGGCAACAACAAGAACUACUGCAGUAUUCCAAUUCUGCGUCGACUUCUUCCCGAUCCUCUUUCCCCUGCCCUUCUCUCCAGAGAACUUUCUCGCCCGCUGCCGAAUCCGAGGCUGCUGUCUCUCGGGAAGACAGUCGAGGAGACCGUGUUCACCCCUGCCGCUUCAGCACUCCGUCUCUGUUGUCAACUCAUGACGGCGCGGGCGAGAGGGAGAUGGAAGACAGGGCAGAGCGGGAGAUGAAAGACCGAAGAGGAAGUGGACGGCCGGAGCAAGAGAGAGAAAGUGAAGAUGGUGUCGCCGCUUCAGCCGCCAGGGCCGCGCGUCGAAGAGUUCUGCUUCAUAAACUUUUUGGAGUCAAGAAUUCUGCAAGCGGAGAGAGAGGCGAGAGGAAGUGGCAAAGUAUGGAAGAUCGAAAUCUAGUCCAUUUCAUGCAGAUGCACCGUCACACAUUCUUUCGACGACUCAGAAGAGGCGUGCCGCCGUCUCACAGGUGGAACGCGUGGAAAGCCGUGUGUCUGCCGCCUCCUGAGCAUCGGUGUGCUUGUCCUUCUUCCUACUCGCUUCCUUCGGAGAACGUGGACUCAGGCGCUCUGGGCUCCGGCUUCCACCCACAGUCUCAGCCGUUGAUCUCCUGCGUCUCCUCGCCGGCGGCUGGAGGAGUGGGGUCGGCGCUAACUCGAACUUUCUCCAGCCCACAAAAACCUGUCGCUGGGGGUCCAGGGGGCUCGGGGCGAGCUGAGAGAGACUCGUGGAAGGACAGCCGUGGGGGGGCUUCGUUGUUGCAGUCGCAGAGACAGCGGGGUCUGGGGAGAGAAGAAGAACGUGACAGAGGGUGUGAGGCGGAAAGUCAGUGUGGCAGAGAAGGGAGACACUCUCCAGGCAGGGAGGACACGAGUCGAGAGAGGGAGGAUCGACAGCGGGCUUCGGGGCCUGACUCGAGGAUGCUGCGAUGGACAGGCGUGGAAGAGCGAGAAGGCACCGGAGGCUGCUGUCGAGCUGGCGGCGACUGCCGAAGAGUCUACGAAAGACAGGCAGAGAGGAGAUCCAGUUUUUUCGCUCUCAUCAUGAUCGAUGUGCCUCGAACGUUUCCGGAUGUUGAGGUUUUCGACAAGGAUGCGCAAGCGCUGCUGUGUCGAAACCUGAAUGCCUUUGCCAAUAUACACCCGGAAGUCGGAUACUGCCAAGGAAUGAACUUCAUAGCAGGUCUUCUUCUUCUUGUUUCGUCGUUCGACGAGUUCGACGCCUUCUGCGUCUUCCGAGCUCUCAUGCAACGGUACAGACUGAAGGGCUUUUUCCAGGAGAAAUUUCCGCUCCUACGGAAAUACAUGAAAGUUUUUGACACUCUGGCGUCUCAACAACUCCCUGAGCUUCGUCAACACUUCCUCGACGAGGGCGUCCUUCCGGCGGUCUAUCUUCACCAAUGGUUCCUAACGCUGUUUGUCACCUCGCUGCCUCUUCGGAGUGUCUGCGUCCUCUGGGACUUUCUUCUUGGAGAAGGUCUCCAUGGCUUGCUCGAGCUUGCAGUAGCUCUCCUCAAAGUGCUUACGCGUUUCAUCAUUCAUCUACGAUUCGAAGAAGUUGUAAAGUUCCUCAAAUCGCUGAAGAGCAGCGGAGGCGGCUGCGACGACUUCAAAGUCGGAAAGAUGCUGGUGAAGCAGGCCGCGAAAGUCCAGCUUCCAGACACGCUUCUCACGGACCUUUUGACGACGGACCUCGCCGUGCUCAUGCGCGAAGCUGAGGAAGAGGAAGUGGCCGAGGCGCAGGCGCGUGCCGCCGGAGUCGCUGCGGCAGCUGCAGCAGCGGCAGUUCCUGAGGAUGAGGAGCAGAGCAACCCUUUGGUCGAGACGCUGACGGAAGACGAAGAGGACGAGGAGACGGACCGCGGGGAGCGCCACAGAACUCACGGGGACUUGAAAGAGAAAAGGAAACAUCACGGACGAAGCGAGCGCCAUGCGCGGGAACCUGACCGCGGGGACGCCCGGACUUUGGCGAGGGGCCGCGAAGUGAGCCACUCACGUGCACAGCGAAGCGACCGCAGCGAUGACGAAAGAAGGACGAGACAGACAUCGUCUCCUCGGAAGCAGCUCCUUUCGUCCGCCUUCUCUUCGUGGGACGAGCUUCCCUCGCCCUGUGGGCGGAGCCGGCGCGAGUCGGCCUCUUCGUGGAGGCGAGAAGAGAAACGGGAGGCAGGGGAGGAGAGCGGCAGCGCGAGGCGCGCGCGAGCAGGGAGACACGACGGUCUCUGGACGAGUCCCGCGAGGCGGCCAGGGGGCGAGUUGGAGGAAAUGCAGGUGUUAAAGCCGACCGCGAGAAAGCAGAAGACGCCCUCGCCGAAGGCUGGGUCUCACGCGUGGCAAGCGCAGGAUCACCGGCGUCAGGAGCCCGGACGAGUGACGCCUGAGCGAAUUCACAGCUAUAGGUCACGUCGCUCAGAAUCAAGACUGGAGAGAGAGAGAAGGAGAGGAGAGGAAGAUACGCAUAGUGAAAACCGGACGAGCGAGAACCAGGGCUCUUCUCGGCAGUCGAGUGACAGAUGGUCGUCACGAGGUGAGACGCACAAGAGGCCCCAGGGUGGGCGCAGCGUUUCGCGGGGCAGCGAUCGCUUGGUCGUUGAGAAAGGCGUGAACAGGGAUACCUUAGAAAACCAAAUGAACAGCGAGGAACGUUGUUCACCGUUCCCGAGUAGAGACUUACGUGGACCGUCUUCUCUCGACUGUCCCGAAGCUCUGGAUUCUUCGUGCUCUGCCGCGGCUUCCCUGCCUCAAGCUCAGGUGUCUCUUCCGCAUCCCUUGCAGCCUUGCGGAGAGGGAGAAGAUCCGACAGAAACGUCUGGCGUUCCCCUUACCUGCCAAGAGCAGUCCGAGUGCUUUCCGUCAUCACCUCUUCCAGCUCCGAUCAGUCUUGCCUCCUCACCGAACUUGUCACCGUUUCCUUCUAUGAAGGCGGGCGAAGACGAGACCGGCGAAACAGAGCAGGUGCAAGAACAGAGAAAGAUGCUCUUCGAAUCGUCUCCUCUCCACAGUCACUUGCGCCUCGAGACUCCCCUAUCGCCACUUGGCUCCAGCAGACGCACUAGCAGCGGACCUUUGUGUGUUCCUGUCCCUGCCGCCUGCGGGUCUGGUGUCUCCAGUGAACAAGCCCAGAGAGGGACAGAUGCGAUGAUAGCUGCUUCCGUAGUCGCACUUGAGAAUGCUGAAAGAGAGACGACAACGAAAGAACAGACGCAUGCCGGAGAGAAGGUCGUUCGUGAGGGAAAUCUAUCACAGGUAGGAGUGGCGCACGAGGCAAGGGCCGAGACCUCAGGGAUGACAGGGCAUCGUUGCAGUGGACCUGAAACUAGGUCAUGUACUUCUUUGAGAACCCCUGGUGAGGAGGGAAGCUGGGCAAGAAACGGUGAGGAGGAGAGUUCAGUGCAGGUGGCACGCGAAGCGGGAGGAAUCGGAAAAAAAGAAGGAGACAGACUUGUCGAGAGAAGCCAGGCACUGUCUGUUUCGCUGUCGUCGGCGUCAGAAGAAGGCGCUUCUCUUGACACGGGACGGGGACAAGAAGGCCAAUCGCCAUGCCAGCAAGUGUCUCCUCGCUGCACGUUUUCACCUGGAUCUAGUCUCCACUCGGGCCAUAUAUCGUACUUGGAACAGCAGUCUGCUUCUCCAGAGACGACAGGAGGGCGCAGGAGAGAAGGCGAGCUCGAGCGAACAGGAGAGGAAGGUGAAGCACUCCAGAAGGAGCCUUCAUAUCUGGCAGGUUCAGGUCCUGCCGCGUCGCGAACUGCGUCUGGCGCCUCGCCAUCAUGCGCAUGCAGUGAAGCCAACACACCCAUCAGGCCGUCGCUCUCUCCCCCUUUUUCUCCCCGUCAGAUUCCGCUGUGCCCCGAGGAAAGUGAGGUCGUUCCGCGUCGGACGUCAUCUCUGUCUGACGGUGCAGACGCUGAGGCUGUCCCUGCCCCGUCUCCGAUGUCCCACAGUGCGGCGAUCCAGCAUGCUCGCUCGCCGCCUUCGUCUCCGGUCGCAGCGUUGAACGGGUCCGUAUCUUCUUUCUCGUGCGAGGGGACAUUGCAGUUGCCCAAGUUGGUUGACGCUGUUCACGCCCUUGCGGCGCAACCAGCCGAGGGCAUAUCCGGAAGUCUUUCCUGUUUUCCUGUGUCUUCCGGUGUUCUGAAGGCUUGUCCUUCUCUUUCUAUCCGCGACCGAGACGCAGAGCGUAUCGGUCACCUCUCGCUGGAAGACGGUCUACGCGCAAAAGAGGCGGAGGAAAGGGGGAGGACGGGCGAAGAGAGGAGACCUGUGGCGGCAGUGGAUUUGUCUGAAAAUUCACCAAGCGUGUGUGAAUCGAGUGAUGCUGUGUCGUCAUCUGCUCCACACAGUUUUGAUGUUUGCCCCCGAGAAAUUACGUCCACUGGAACGUCCCUGGUAAAGGGCGAAGAAGAGCCAGAGGUAGGAGAGCAGGCGCGAGACGAGGCCGAAGAUUUAGAGGAUGUUUUCGAGCAAAGAAGUGUCAAUGAGACCUCGUAUGACAGAGGGUCUGCACAAGAGGAGAGAGAGGACAUCGAGGAGCUACAGAGACAGCAUCAGAAAUGUCAAGAGGGGCUCGAAUUGAAUGCACAGAAUGUCCACGACGAGGCUGAACGAGAAGGCAUCUCACCGUGUCACCGCUUCACCAGCGGAGAGAGAGAGGAGGCUGUAGCUCUGAGGCUGGUGGAAGGGUCCAGUCGAAGUCGCAAGCGUUUGCAGACAGAGCCUUUUCAUGUUAUGUCGUGCAACAAGCGACCUUCACCUGGAAAGGAUACGGCCCCCCAAACCGCUGAAGCGUGCCAGCGGCUAUCGACGCACUUUUCUUCCACCCGAAGCGAUAGCUCCGGCCGACUGCUUCCCGCCAGCGCCGGAACGUCACCAGCAUCGUUAACGUCAGCGGAGGAGACACCUGUGGAAUCGGCAGGGGCCUUUUCCCCGGGGCAGGAUGGGCACCAAGGUCCGCAGACACCGGAAAGUGAUGAGUGCUCGAACGCUAUGAAGCAGGCAACUAAGGGCGGGGGAUCCAAGCGAGGUCUUGUGAGAGUCAUCACAAGACUUAUGCCCGUCAACAAGGUUAACUUAUCUGGCCUCUCUUCUUUUUUCCUCACCGCGAGGUCACGGGUUGCCACCCAGACUGCGGAAGAAGGACCCGCUCCGGUCGCGGCUGCGGAGCCUUCUGUUAGUCACACAGGUGCACCAAGCGAGUCCGUCCCUGCUUCCGCCGUGACAGGGCUCGAAGCGUAAACACACUGGCAGGGCUCUCGGAGACGACUGGUUGGCGUGUAACCGAGACGUGGUCGAAAAGGACACAGCAUGAAGCAUGUGGGCGAGACGACAGUGCGGAGAACCCGAGAACGGAAACGCAAACGGAGACAAUUCAGAAGAUGGCGAAGACGUAGCUGUAUGUUCCUUGGAUGCCAGCAUAAUAUUGUAAGGGGAUCUGGGCCACUGAGAGCGAGUCGCCUUCCUCUCUGCUGUGUAGAAGCGAGAGGCAGCAGGCUGUGGGACUGGAUGUGAGAACUUGGGCAUGCGACGCAUCGUAUCCAGGAGCGCCAGACUAUGAGAGACCAGGCAUCAUUGGCAUGUGAAACUCUGUUUCGCGGCAAAAGCGAAGCCAGGGGGAAAAACGGCGGGGCACACAGCACGUCACGGUCUACAGAGAUUAGGAAGGUGACUGAAAUAUCCAGGCACUGGAGCCAGUUCAGCACUUAGUUCGCUUUCACGUGUCCUCGCCCUUUUCUCGCAUGCACGCCAUAUGUGGUUGGCAUAUGCCCACGUAUUUAUGCCUUGGUUGGCGUAGCGAUGUAAAUCCAUAUAUGGGUACACGCACGUGCAUCCUUGCUAUGUGCGUAUAUGUAAAUGGGGAUCUGCGUCAUGGGCAGCAGCCAAGCGGGUGAGCGCAACUUGCUCCGGUAGCUGUAGAGGCACGGAGAAAAGGGAUCUCCUAAGUGCAGACGCGCUUUUUGAGAGAAAAAGAGAUCGUCUGGAAACGAAGCAGAAAGAAGUUACCUGAAAAGCGUUUCACAAAUUCAGGUGUACAAGAAGCUGCUUUCGUGUCUAGCGUUGUUGUCCCUAUGCAACCAAAUCCGUGCCGGCGUGACUCUCCCGUGCAAACAGCGAUAGACCGGCGGAAAUGCUCUCGUUAACACUAGUUUUUUUCAAACCAAAACCGCGGCAGAUCUUUCAGGGAUUGCCUCUCUUUCUGGGACUAGGUGCUCCCUGUUUGUAUUAAUGGUCUGCUUCCGCGUUUUGCUUCACCUUUGCUACAACACAAAAACAAUCAAAACAUCCAUGGCGUAAAAACGUAAUUCUUUCCGAGUUGAUCUUAAUGUAAUCUUUCGCAAUUUCUAUGUAUCGAUAUUAUGUCGUACUCAAACGCAACGUUUCUCCUCUGUAAAGCGUGCUUCUUCGACAGGGUUUGCUGUAGCGACAGGUGUUGGCAGUUUGCAGCUACGCGUUUUCGUUACCCCUUUUCUCCUGGUUCCCUCUCUGUCCUCUGGAUACACGAUCAUAAGCGAAAUAGAGUCAACUGCCCUGAGCAUUUUCGCUAAGUGCAUCUCGGCGGCGAUCGCUUAGGUGCCGAAUGGAGUUUCUAUCUGGCAGAGUUGAGACCAAUACAAUCCCUGUUAACAGGAGAUUCAAGCCAUUCCCC
This is a messenger RNA of Toxoplasma gondii ME49, 8713 nucleotides long. RefSeq names its product TBC domain-containing protein. Lineage: Eukaryota; Apicomplexa; Conoidasida; Eucoccidiorida; Sarcocystidae. The record is from RefSeq and is a predicted model, not a curated record. The coding region runs from base 964 to 7305 and encodes 2113 amino acids. The transcript has 9 exons.